This is a messenger RNA of Aedes albopictus (Asian tiger mosquito), 1613 nucleotides long. It is a transcript of the gene Sqor, whose product is annotated as sulfide:quinone oxidoreductase, mitochondrial. The coding region runs from base 230 to 1567 and encodes 445 amino acids. The transcript is spliced from 6 exons. The record is from RefSeq and is a predicted model, not a curated record. Gene Ontology annotation, molecular function: FAD binding; sulfide:quinone oxidoreductase activity. Lineage: Eukaryota; Metazoa; Arthropoda; Insecta; Diptera; Culicidae. Gene Ontology annotation, cellular component: mitochondrion.
CGAUAGUGUUGUGUUGUGGCUUUUGCCGGUGCGUGUGGUGUAGGAAUGUAUUUGUGUUUAUAAAUUACCAAAAAUAAUCGUGUCACUUGUCAGUGUUUGCUGCAGCGUCGUGGUAGCAAGAGCAAGUGCUUGUUUUUGUUGUUUUGGUUCUCUCGUGCAUUGUUGAUCGUUUAUGUGCUGUUUAGUGUCGCCAUUCAGUUAAGAAUACCUACCGGCAGCUGAUCACAAGAUGUAUUCGCUUAGGGUGUGCAACGUACUCAGGAAUGGUGCAUUGAAGUCUGAAGUGGUCGCUCGCGGUUUUGCGAUUUCCUCUGUGAAUAAUGAUAACCACAAGUGCAAAGUGUUGGUGGUUGGAGGAGGUGCCGGUGGAUGUGCUGUAGCUGCUAAACUGUCCAGCAAGCUUGGCGAGGGGAAAGUCACCAUUCUGGAACCGGCCGAUAAACACUACUACCAACCGAUGUUCACUCUGAUUGGCGGAGGAAUCAAGACACUGAAGGAUAGUUAUCGUCCCAUGUCCAAAGUUUUGCCCACGCUCGCAAAGUGGGUCAAAGAUUCGGCCGUGAAGUUUGAACCGGAGAACAACACCGUCUACACGGCAAACGGCGAUAAGAUUGAGUACGAAUUCCUGCUGGUGGCCACCGGACUGCAGUUGAACUACGACAAGAUUCCCGGCCUGGUUGACGCUCUGUCCAUUCCCAAGGGUAAAGUUUGCUCGAACUACUCGCCGAAAUACGUUGACCGAACCUACCAGGCACUGCAGGCGUUCAAGUCUGGAAAUGCCAUCUUUACGUAUCCGAACUCCCCGGUCAAAUGUCCUGGAGCGCCACAGAAGAUUUUGUACAUUGGGGAACACUACUUGCGCAAGUCCAAGAAAAGACAGAAUGCCAACGUGAUCUACAACUCAUCGCUUCCGGUAAUUUUCGGAGUCAAACAUUACGCGGAUCAGCUGUGGAAGAUCGUUGAAAAGCGAGACAUCAAGGUAAACCUCCGCACCAACCUGAUCGAAGUCAUUCCAGACAAAAAUCAGGCAAUAUUUGAAAAUCUGGACAAACCGGAGGAAAAGUUUACCACGGAUUUUGAGCUCCUGCAUGUAACACCUCCAAUGGGUGCCCCAGAUGCGUUGGCGUCGUGUAAAAAUCUGGUAACAGAAACUGGAUUCGUAGACGUUGAUAAGGAUACUCUUCAGCACGUGCGAUACGACAACGUUUUUGCCAUUGGUGAUUGCUCGGCUUCCCCAAAUUCUAAAACUGCUGCGUCUGUUGCCGCCCAAUCACAAGUCGUGUACAAGAACAUGAUCGCCGUGAUGCACGGAGUUAAGCCGUCACAAGUGUUCAAUGGGUAUGCCUCUUGUCCGCUUGUUACCGGAUACAAUACUUGUAUUAUGGCAGAGUUUGACUACAGUCUGACCCCGCUGGAAACGUUCCCAAUUGAUCAGAGCAAGGAGCGCAUUUCGAUGUUCUACAUGAAGAAGGACCUGAUGCCCCCACUGUACUGGCAUCUGCUGCUGAAUGGCCUGUGGAACGGACCAGGUUUCGCUAGGAAAAUGAUGCAUUUCAGUCUGAAGUAAGAUGAUAUUAAGCAUGUGUGAUAUAAUAAAGCGAUAAAAUACUCAA